Messenger RNA from Rattus norvegicus (Norway rat), 5019 nucleotides. NCBI's taxonomy places the organism in Eukaryota, Metazoa, Chordata, Mammalia, Rodentia, Muridae. The record is from RefSeq and is a predicted model, not a curated record.
CACCAGAAGAGGGCAUUGGAUCCCAUUACAGAUGGUUGUGAGCCACCAUGUGGUUGCUGGGAAUUGAACCUCGGACCUCUGGACGAGCAGUUCUUAACCACUGAGCCAUCGCUCCAGCGCUCCCCCCACCCUUUUCUUUUUCUAUUUGAUGCCAGGAUAUUUUUAUUUUUGUAAUGCUGGAAACUGACAAAAGUCCAGGACUUUCUCUAUGCCAAGUACAUAUUCCACCGUGUAAGGGUUCAUCUUCAUUGUCAAUCCUCACUGGAUUUGGAAUCUCCCAAAAGAUACACCUCUGGGGGUGUCUGAGAGAGUGUUUGCAGGUGGCAGGUUUAGCUGAGGGAUGACCCACACAGACUUUGGGUGGUAACGUCAUUGCUUGGGAGAAAGUAAGCUGCUCUCUCCUUCAUGACUGCAGACACAGUACAACCAGCCUGUCCACGCUCGCUCAGCCAUGCCUUCCCACCGUGAUGGGGCUGCGUCCCUUCCUAGUUGUAAGCUGCACACACCCUCCUUCUCAGAAGCUGUUUCUGCAGCAGCUGUGUUUUGUCACAGCACCUAGGAAAGUGACUAAUGACACACAGAGGUAUAGUCUUGGCCUCCUGGAUUUGUGAUUUUUAAAAAAUUAAUAUGGGUAUGGUGGUACACACAUGUAAAUCUGAUUAUAAGCCCUAUACUUGGGAAAUUGAGGCAGAAGGAUUACCAUGGGUUUGAAACCAGCCUGGGCUAUGUAAUGAGUUAAGGCCAAUAUGGACUACAGAGGAAACUCUGAGAGAGAGAGAGAGAGAGAGAGAGAGAGAGAGAGAGAGAGACAGACAGACAGAGAGAGACAGAGACAGAGAGAGACAGAGAGACAGAGAGAGACAGAGAGAGAGCGCAAAGGAAGACAAAGAUAAGAAAAAAAAGAAAAUUGUACACGUUUCUCUCUCUGUCUCUCUCUGUCUCUAUCUCUCUGUCUCUGUCUCUCUCUCUCUCUCUCUCUCUGUCUCUCUCUCUCUCUCUCUCUCUCUCUCUCUCUCUCUCUCUCUCUCUCUCUCUCUCUCUCUCUCUCUCUCUGUGUGUGUGUUUUACCUGUUUUGGAAGUUAAACCCAGGGUUUUACGCAUGCCAGACACUACUCUACUGCUGAAGUACAUGUGGCCCAGGGGCCGAUGUGAUACUCUGAUGUCAGUGGGAUGGGCAAGGUUUGAAGAGCACUGUAUAGGGCUGAACUGACCUAGGCCAGAUGUGACAGGAUAUGAGGGAAAGAAGCUUGGGAGGGCUAAGGACUUGCUAUAUAAGAUAACAUUUAAUUGUUGUACCAGCCUUUGUACCAGCUUUACAGAGAAGGAUGUACUCCAAAGACCCAUAGACAAUUUAUGGAAGAAUUGAACUGUAAACUCUUAUGUCCAAACCUGUGUUCUUCUGUAAUGUGAAGCUCUGACAGAUUCUCACAGAGGAACUUUCAUCCAAGGGUUUUGAAUGAGGUCUCAUGUGUCCUUAUUGACUAUACAACAUUUGAAUCUGAUAAUGGAGGAUUAUGGAGAAUGAUAUGAAGAGAGAAGGGUUAGGUUUUGUGGGAAUCUCCUUAUUCAGGCUGGUUCCCUCCACAACAGUGGUCAAGAUGCAGCUAACUCUCCCCUUGUGUGUGCACGAGAUGUGCACCAGGAGGUGUCUUAGUCCGUGUUCUAUUGCUGUGAUGAAACACCAUGACCAAAGCAACUUGGGGAGGAAAGGGUUCAUUCAGCUUCUGCUUCCACAUAACAGAUGUCACCAGAGGAUCAGGACAGGAACUCAGGCAGGCUGGGAGCCUGGAGGCAGGAGCUGAAACCAUGAAGAGGUGCUACCCAUUGGCUUGCUCCUUACGGCUUACUCAACCUGCUCAACCCAGCACCACCAGCCCAGGAAUGGCCCCACCUACAAUGGACUAGACCCUCCCUCAUCAGUCACUAAUUAAGAAAAUGCCUGGAUCUUAUGGAGGCAUUUUCUCAAUUGAGGCUCACUCCUCUCAGGUGACCUAGUUUGUGUCAAAUUGACAUAAAACUAGCCAUUACAGGAGGCAGCAGUAAGACAUUCUAGGAUUAAGCCUCAUUGGCAGCUUGAUAAUUGCAGGCUCUUCCUAUUGAGAGAGUAUCCUAAAACCAGCUUUGACCAGCCUGUUUAGUGGGGUAGGGAGGAAGUUCAGUUGGUAACAUGCACAAGCAAGAUGACCUGAGUUCACAUCUUUAGCACCAAUGUAAAAAAGCCAAAUACGGCAUGUGUGUCUGUAAACCCAGAGCUGGGGAAGCCAAGACAGGAGGAUCCCUGGGACUUGCUGCCCAGACAGACAGUUUAAUUGAAUUGGUGGGCUCCAGGUUCCGUAAGAGACCUUGUUUCAAACAAAUAGAGGGAGGGAGAGAAAGAGAAGAGGUGGGGAAGUGGUUGCGAAAAAUGCCUAAUAAUACCCUCUGUCUUAUGUAUAUGCAUGCGCACGCACACACACACCUACACACAUACACUCCACACACACACCCACACACAUACACUCCAUACACAUACACUACACACACACACACACAGACACACCACACACACAUACACUCCACAGACACACAUACAUACAUACACUCCACACACACACAUACACUACACACACACACACACACACACACACACAUACACACACUCCACACACACACACACACCCUGUGGGAACAAAGAAAAAGCCGUGAUUCAGAUCUCUGUGAGUUCGAGGACAGACAGGGCUGUUUCACAGGAAAACAGUCUUGAAGAAAACAAAACAAACAAAAUAAAUAAAAUAUCCGUUCUGAGAGGCUUUUCUCUGCUAUCCAAGUCAUGAGGUCUUGGAUGGGAACUCUUCCUACAUUGAACUCAUAAGCCGCCUGUCAAGCACUUUUUAAAAACUUUUUAUAUGUUGAAUUUUUAUCAGCUAAAAGUUUCUUUCCCAACUUCACUUCUGCUGGUAACAGUAUCCAUUACUUAGAGAGGGGAAUUGCAAAGGCUAGGGAGAGGGCAGUAAUUGAGAGAUGGCAGGAAGUAUUGAUCCUGUACCUUAUUGACCACCAUCCUUUGCAGCCCUGCAGUGACAUUUUAGUGGGAGUUUCAGUUUCAGGAAGCUGGCCGUAUCUCAUCGUCUCAGAAGCACCGUGUGUUAGUGAGUAAAGACGCUGUUAUGUGCCUGUAGAUCAGAAGUAUGUCCUUGUAUUGCACAAUGCAUAGUGCCUUUGUUUCAGGGACUCUCCAAGAGUGACUUCCCAGGCUUUUCCCCGCACUACGUUUCACUUUUGCACACAACCUUGAGAGUUAAGGCUCCUUUAUUUCUAUCCCAUUUUCUCUUUACCUUUACUCUGCAUUUAAUCGGUUGCCUGGUCUCAUCACACACAGCUAGGCCUCUGGGAAAGGAUCAUACCCUAGUCCUCUGCCUCCAUCCAGAGCACAUUGUCCUGAGCCUUCCUACUCUGACUGGAACCUACAAGAUGAUUUAGACUGUAGAGACUUCUGACCCAGAGUCUGCUCUGUACUGAACCCACAAAAUGAGAAGAAUAGAGGACACUAUAGGCUUAAAAGAAUGAAACAAAGCAAAAUAAAGGGAAGAAGAGCUGGCAACCAUGUCAAAAAAUGAAGAGAAAGGUCUGCAAGUCCCUGGGAGCCUCCCUUGCUUCCUCUGUGAGCUGGUCUUCCAGAUUUUCACUACGGGGAGUUAAGACCAGAGCCUGCUGAAGGAGGACAUAAGAGGGGAGUUCUGGGGAUCCUAGAGGAACGUCACCAUAGUGGUUAUGCCACAACCAUGCUGUAAGCAAGUGCCAUUUUACAAUCGUCCUUAUUUGGUGGGAAACUCUUUUGGGUAAACAUAGAUCCAACUUAGAGCAGGAGCUGAGAUUCAAAGAAAGCAGAAGUUGAGGAGAAGGACCCAGGAGUAACUUUGUGGGACAUUUCUCAGCCAAGAGGACAGGAGUAGGUACACUUUGAAGCAUACAUGUGUCACUUAAUAUGGAGUCCUUGCUGCUACAUGCCUUUGCCAAGGAACUGAGAACAGCUGAUUAGUGGCUGCAUGAAGGGCCUCACUUCCCACUCAGUGCCUCUGCAAAAGAGAUUUGUUCAAAACCACAGAGCCAGCUGGCGGCAGAAUGAGAAGAUGAGUCAGAGGCUCAGUUUCCAGGCUAGGAUGCAGCUUUCAUGUGGCAUUUCUUGCCCAGUUAGAGAGCUACAGGGAUCUGAGGUGAUGCGUUCCUGCAAGGAUCACACAAAGACCCUUUCCCAGCCCUGUGACUCACUCAAUCCAAAGGUCCAGGUGGAAGCCAUUGAAGGAGGAGCUCUGCAGAAGCUGCUGGUCAUCCUGGCCACAGAGCAGCCUCUCCCCGCCAAGAAGAAGGUCCUGUUUGCACUGUGCUCUUUACUUCGCCACUUCCCCUACGCCCAGCAGCAGUUCCUGAAGCUCGGGGGGCUGCAGGUCCUCAGGAGCCUGGUGCAGGAGAAGAGUGCGAAGGUACUGGCCGUGCGAGUGGUCACCUUGCUCUAUGACCUGGUCACCGAGAAGAUGUUUGCUGAGGAGGAGGCUGAGCUGACCCAGGAGUCCUCCCCAGAGAAGCUGCAGCAGUACCGGCAGGUGCAGCUCCUGCCCGGCCUGCGGGAACAGGGCUGGUGUGAGAUCACGGCCCAGCUCCUGGCCCUUCCAGAGCACGACGCUCGGGAGAAGGUGCUGCAGACGCUGGGCGCCCUCCUCGCCACCUGCCGGGACCGCUACCGUCAAGACCUGGAGCUGAGCCGGACACUGGGCAGUCUCCAGGCAGAGUACCAAGCCCUGGCCUCCCUGGAGCUCCAAGAAGGUGAAGAUGACGGCUACUUCCGGGAACUGCUGGCCUCCAUCGACAGCUUGGUGAAGGAGCUAAGAUGAGGCUGCCACGCUGAGACAGGACUGGAUGGAUGCUGCUAGUGAGAGCUCUGGUGGGCUCUUCAGGGGACAGCAGCCAGGAGGAGGACUUCCCUACUGGGGCAUGAGCUUUUUCUGGGCAGAGCUGGCUGGGUCAUUAAACAGAGACAUGUA